GCAGCUCGUUGUCACUGCUUCUUCACAGCCAAUUACAUUUACCGUCUGCUUCCCCGGUCGGCUUGCCUUGGCGGAGAAAGGAAAAGAUCAAAAGCUUCUUCCGGCCGAAGCCUGACAGCUCACAGCCCACACCCGCGUGGGUUCGUCGACACGCUUGCCGCCGUAUCCUACACCGCUCAGGACAAAGGAGAAGGCCCCAAAUGAGACGGACUACUUUUGAAUAAGUUCACAACGAAAACCUGUACGUGGUUCUAGAACAAGGAAGCGACGGGACAACAAUGAUGAUCAACGAACCAGCACGUAUGCGGCGGCCCGGGGAUAGCCGCAACGAACGGCAAGCGGAGGCCCCACGCAGACAUAAGGGGGAAGGGCGGAGGGGGGAAAGGGUUGCUGGGGAGAGGAAGGAGGGGGCGAAGCUCAGGGGCAUGGAGGUCGGCAGGCAGCGCGCGGCCCAGCAGGUGCUUUCAGACGCGGCGCGGGGCGAGGACGGGAAGGCGGCAGCGGCGGCGCGGGCGACGGGAGAAUCGAAGCAGCAGGAGCUGCACGAGCAGCGACAGGAUCGCCCGGGCGGGAUCGUCGACUGCUACCCGGCACGGCGGGGCCGUGGUCGGAGUAGUGAAUCGAACGAGUUAUUGCGUGGGGUCCAAUGCGGCGGCGGCGGUAGAGACGGCGGGCAGCGUGGUGGAGGUGGCCGUUGGACGGGGUACCGACCACCCUGCCCGGUGGAAGACGGUGGUAGAGCGCCUUCGCACGGGCGUCGCGGUCGUUCAGCACCGUCCCCGGAAACGCCGUCGGCCGGCUUUUCAGCCCGAGAAAAAUACACCACCACCACCACCACCACCAGCAGUAGCAACAGCGGCGGCAGCGGCGGCAGCAGUGCUGGAAGCGGAGGCGUUACCGCUGCUGCAGCUGCUGCUGCUGCCGAACGGGCACGGGCGACCGGGGGCGAACGAACGAGUGCGUCGGAGCGACGAGCCGUCUCACGCGCGGCCCCUUCUCGCUACCGCUCUUCCCGCGCGAUGAUGUUGCCGGUGUUCGGGUCGCCCGCUCGUCCUGCGACUCAGCAUUUCCGACUGGGGCCCCGAAGUUUUGUGACUGCGGUGCCUCCCGCUGCUGCUGUGCAACAAGGAACCGGGACGUUGUCUUCGUCCGCCGCCUUCCACGGUAGGGGCACCGGCACUCUUUCUUUGGAAACCGCCGUCGCUGCGGCCGCCGCCGCCUCUGCCAGGCACGCCUCCGUGUUCUCUGGUACCGGGAGCCUAGCCGUGUUGUAGUGGUACAACUGUAGGGGUGGUGGGAGGAAAGACGCAAUGUGUUGUUGGCCAAGUAUGCGUCCGCCGUUCUGCUGUCGUCGUUUUUUCAUGUGCGUUGAGCCCCUUUUUUGAUGUUUGGUUGUUGUCUGUGUGAGCUUCCGGAUGGAUGUUGUCGUGGGGAUACGGAUGUUCCGCUGUAGCCUCUUGUGAGGGGCCUGCUCAGCAAUACUUGUAGAAGAUGUUCCUUUUCGGUUGAUUUCGUGAGUGCAAGGCAGUGUGGUGGGUUGGAGACCGUUCCCUUUCGAAGAGUGAUGAACGAGAACCUUGUUGGUUGGUUUGUUUGAACCUUAUGCAUGUGUACACGUGUGCUGUAAAAUAUCAAGUGUUGGGUGAUAAGACCGUUGUCGUUUUGUUGAUCGGUUCCCCUUUUUUGGUUGGCAGAGGAGGACCCACAGGAUCUUGAAGCGGUUGGAGCGCUCUGGGUGUUUUUCCAUCGGCCGACCCUGUUUGUUUUCUGGGCGAAACACGUGCUGUUUGUGCGAGUUGUAAAUGGGUUUCGGGGAUAUUUGUGCAUUUCCUUAGAGGAGACGCUAGGGCUGAGGCGAAUGAAGUAGAAAACGAAGCCGGCAUGGGCGAAGGCUGAUGACAAUGAUCUGGAUCCAAGCACCACCACCACCCUUUUCGUGUAGAUUCGUGCAUCAGAAACGUUUACAGAUUGUUGUUGCACGGUACAUACGUGCUGUCUUGCA
Molecule: messenger RNA, 2002 nt
Organism: Ectocarpus sp. CCAP 1310/34
Lineage: Eukaryota; Phaeophyceae; Ectocarpales; Ectocarpaceae
Source: the annotation of a GenBank genome assembly